AUAUAUUUUUAUUUUUUAAAAUGAAAGUCUUCCUAAUUAAGAGCGAAACAAGCAUAUAAGGACUUGGUCGUUCUUUAUCUUCCUUCAAGACCACCAUUGAAUUCAGAAGAGAAACUCCAAAAAGAAAUGGAAAGGGUCUUCUUCUUGUCCUGUCUCUCACUUUUCUCUGUGAUUGCAGUCUUGCCCAUCAUCAUGAUAUCCCAUACCCAGCCAGUAUUAGCUCUGCCACUAUACACAAACUCUCGGUGGAUUGUGGACGAAGGUGGGCAGAGAGUGAAAUUGGCAUGCCUGAAUUGGGUUUCGCAUCUUGAAGCCGUGGUUGCAGAAGGGCUUAGCAAACAACCUCUGGAUACCAUCUCCAAGCGGAUUGUUUCAAUGGGUUUCAACUGUGUUAGGCUCACUUGGCCUCUCUUCUUGACCACCAACGAUUCACUUGCUUCUAUCACUGUUAGGCAAUCUUUCCAAAGCCUUGGUCUUCUCGAAUCAAUUGCUGGUAUUCAGGCCAACAACCCCUCCAUCAUUGACCUUCCUAUCAUAAAUGCUUACCAGGCUGUGGUGUCUAACCUUAGAGAUAACAAUGUGAUGGUCAUACUGGAUAAUCAUAUAAGCAACCCCGGUUGGUGUUGCAGCAACUUUGAUGGCAAUGGCUUUUUUGGUGACCAAUAUUUUAAACCAGACCUCUGGAUCAAGGGCCUUACUCGGAUGGCCACAUUGUUCAAUGGUGUGACCAAUGUGGUUGGUAUGAGCUUGAGGAAUGAACUCCGAGGCUCCAAACAGAAUGUCAAGGAUUGGUACAGGUAUAUGCAGAGAGGAGCUGAGGCAGUGCACUCAGCAAACCCAGAUGUUCUUGUCAUUCUUUCUGGCCUGAAUUAUGACAAAGACUUCUCAUUCCUGAAAAAUAGUCCAGUGAACCUCACAUUUUCCGGAAAACUGGUAUUUGAGGUUCACUGGUAUGGAUUUUCGGAUGGGAAAGCAUGGGAGACCGGGAACCCAAAUCAAGUCUGUGGUAGAGUGGUGGAUAACAUGAUGAGGGUAUCAGGAUUCUUGCUGGGGCAAGGAUGGCCAUUGUUUGUGAGUGAGUUUGGGGUGGAUCAAAGAGGAACCAAUGUGAAUGACAACAGGUAUUUGAGCUGCUUCUUGGCUACAGCAGCUGAACUUGACUUGGAUUGGGCAUUGUGGACACUGGUUGGGAGUUAUUAUUUCAGGCAGGGUGUUAUUGGAAUGAAUGAGUAUUAUGGGGUGUUGAAUUGGAAUUGGUGUGAGACCAGGAAUUCUAGCUUCUUGCAAAGGAUCUCUGCCAUUCAAUCUCCUUUUCAAGGACCAGGAAUAGCACAAAGACGUCCAUACAAAAUCAUUUUCCAUCCAUUGACAGGUCUCUGUGUCCUAAGAAAAUCACUUCUUGAUCCAUUAAAGUUGGGUCCAUGCUCCGAGGCUGAAGCCUGGAAAUACACACCACAGAAGACUUUAACGGUGAAAGGAACAUAUUUCUGCCUACAAGCAGAUGAAGUGGGAAAACCAGCACAACUUGGUAUAAUUUGCACUGAAUCCAAUUCAAAAUGGGAAAUCAUCUCAGAUUCCAAGUUGCACAUCUCAUCGAAGACCAGCAGUGGCGACGUUGUUUGCCUAGACGUAGACUCUAACAAUGUCAUUGUCACAAACACCUGCAAAUGCUUGAGCAGGGAAAACAUGUGUGACCCUGGAAGCCAAUGGUUCAAACUCGUUGACAGUACUAGAAGUUUACAUGCACCAAAAUCCAAUGUUAAAAUAAACUCUAUCUUGGAUUUGCCUGGUAAAGAGUUCAUGUGGAAGUUUUUGAAAUCCAGCCUGUCAAGAACUUCUUACAUAAAGCAAGCACGACCAUCGAGUCACAAACUGAGAAACCCAAGAAGCAAAAUAUAACCUCAAGCUUCUCAACUAUGUUUCACAGAAAUCCUAAAUCUUCUGGAAGGGAGAAAAAAAAAUUAUGGAAAAUGUUAUUAAGUACAUAGACAUAAGGUUGGCAGUUCAAUAACUCUGUCAGUUUGUUGAAGCUGAUUACUUCUAUUACAAUUAUUCGGCUACGUAAAUGUAAAACAGUUAAAAGAUUAUGUAACAUGUAUAUUAUUUCCUUAUUGGGAAAAAAAAAAACAAAAAAAAAAACAAAAACAAAAACAAAAAGAAAGAAAGAAAGAAGGCAUGACAGGGGUUUAUUUAUUUAGAUUCUUUGUAGAACAAUAAACAAAAUUAAUGUUAUAAAGUAUUAUUAUAACUAAA
Messenger RNA from Ziziphus jujuba (common jujube), 2253 nucleotides. Its product is annotated as glycosyl hydrolase 5 family protein. Gene Ontology annotation, molecular function: hydrolase activity, hydrolyzing O-glycosyl compounds. NCBI's taxonomy places the organism in Eukaryota, Viridiplantae, Streptophyta, Magnoliopsida, Rosales, Rhamnaceae. The transcript has 4 exons. Bases 127 to 1899 code for a protein of 590 amino acids. The record is from RefSeq and is a predicted model, not a curated record.